GGAGCGGCCAUCGCGAUUCCUGUUGCAAUCGCCAUCGCUGCUGUUAGCGCCGCCAAAGCCAGGUGUCAGCCAUGUCGCUGAUCGCGAAUGAAGAUUUUCAGCACAUUCUUCGUGUGUUGAAUACCAACGCCGAUGGCAGGCAGAAGAACAUGUACGCCUUGACCUCGAUCAAGGGUGUGGGGCGGCGGUUUGCCAAUCUUGUGUGCAAGAAGGCCGACGUGGACAUGAGUAAGAGAGCGGGCGAACUGACUGCUGCGGAGCUGGAGAAUCUUAUGGUGAUCGUGGCCAACCCAAGGCAGUUCAAGAUCCCGGACUGGUUUCUGAAUCGCAAGAACGAUUACAAGGAUGGGAGGUACUCGCAGGAAGUGGACAAUGCUUUGGACAUGAAGCUGCGUGAUGACUUGGAAUGACUCAAGAAGAUCAGGAACCAUCGCGGUCUUCGUCACUACUGGGGUCUCCGUUUUCGCGGACAACA
This is a messenger RNA of Chara braunii, 475 nucleotides long. The record is from the annotation of a GenBank genome assembly. NCBI's taxonomy places the organism in Eukaryota, Viridiplantae, Streptophyta, Charophyceae, Charales, Characeae.